Molecule: messenger RNA, 277 nt
Organism: Blastocystis hominis
Lineage: Eukaryota; Bigyra; Opalinata; Blastocystidae
Exons: 4
Coding region: 40-264 (74 amino acids)
Biological process (GO): mRNA splicing, via spliceosome; spliceosomal snRNP assembly
Cellular component (GO): U1 snRNP; catalytic step 2 spliceosome
Molecular function (GO): RNA binding
Source: RefSeq, a predicted model, not a curated record
GUGAAAGACCUUUUGAAUCCCAAACCUUUUCUGAAGAAUAUGACAGGAAAGCUGAUUUGCGUUAAGCUGAAGUGGGGUUUGGAGUAUCAGGGUCGUCUUGUUUCGUUCGACUCAUAUAUGAAUCUUCAGUUGUCUAACUGCGAAGAAUAUGUUGAUGGUAAGAGCACUGCCCUUUUAGGAGAUGUAUUGAUUCGAUGCAACAACGUCUUGUAUAUUCGCGAAGUUCCCGAUAAUGAAGGAGGCGACGAUAUGGAGACAGCUUAACCUUUGUGACAAU